This is a messenger RNA of Musca domestica (house fly), 5181 nucleotides long. RefSeq names its product slo-interacting protein 1. NCBI's taxonomy places the organism in Eukaryota, Metazoa, Arthropoda, Insecta, Diptera, Muscidae. The transcript has 2 exons. Gene Ontology annotation, molecular function: protein binding. The coding region runs from base 509 to 3370 and encodes 953 amino acids. The record is from RefSeq and is a predicted model, not a curated record.
AACGCCUGUGUCGUUUUCUAUCGUGUUGAUGCCACAUGCCACAUGUGUCGAAGUAAAAAGAUCCGGUAACUGUCAUUUCUCUUUUUCUUUUGUGUCCAACACUGGCAACACUGUAUCUUCCUUUUAUUUUCUUUGUUUCGUACACACACUCACAUACAUACAUACACACAAUUAGGAGAAGAAUCUGAAGACGAAAAAAUUCCGAAUGGCAACAUCAAAAGUUUUUUGUGUAGAUUUAUUUCGGUAGAACAAUUAUACAAAUCCGUCCAAGUUGUGAAAAAUUUAUGGAAAAAGGCACAAAUACUGGCAGAAAAAUGCAGGGACACUAAACGAAAGCACAAUGGAUAUUUUGUAGAUGUGCCGAAAAAAAUCUAUCACUACCAGCGUUUAGAGUUUAGAGGAUUUUUAAUAUUGGCCUGGUAUCUGAUCUGUGAAACGCACAUACACACUCACGCAAGCUUGUACUGGUGUGUCGUUGAACGGAAACAGCAGGAGUAGGAAGAGUGGGAUGGUGAUUAUGAUGACGGGCAAUCUACAUUUUGUUCUAUUAAAGAUAAAUGACACGGAUAUUUGUCAGUUGCAACAGGAGCAAAGAGACGUUGCUGCAUUGGGUCGAUUGCUCACUGAAAAUCCCGAGGAAAAUGUUGUGUUGCAACUAAAACGAAAAGCAGGCUACUGGGCUAGCAAGUCUGCGGCAGUCGGAGACAACGAAGAGACAGAGAUAAGCAAAAGAAUUUGCUAUCUGAAGAUACAGCAGAAUGUCGAUAGUGAUGAAACGUUGACAACAAAUGUUGAAGGAACGACGAAUAAUGAUGGUUCCUCACCGGCGCCGAAACCAAUGGAAAUUAUAAUGAAUCUAUAUUUUCCAAAUACAGUGUCUGAUAAGGGAUUUGUUCAAUCGAAGUCCACCCAAACCGAUGACAUGGCCUACUAUGUACACGAACAAUUACGUAACAUCCAAAAGGACACCGAGCGCCUCAUUGAGGAGGAGCACAAUUUGUUCGAACAAAGUUUGGCACCAGAAAUUGACAUUGAGGAAAUUACGUUGCGCAAGACGCACAGUCAUGAACGUUUGGGUCUGACGGUUUGCUACAGCAAUGGUGAAGAGUAUGGAGAAAGUGGUGUAGAUGGGGGCGCUGGAAGUGGUGGCAGUGGAAAUGAAGUAUAUGGAGGAUCUAGUGUUACUGAGGUCUAUAUAAGUGAUAUACACGCUGACAGUGUCGCUGGUCGAGAUGGACGUCUGCGGCAAGGAGAUCAGAUUCUACAGAUAAAUGGCAAGGACAUAACCACCAGGGAAGAAACGGAAACGUUGAUUGCCGAAAACAAUAAUGCUGUAACCCUGUUAGUGAGUCGUUAUUUGUAUGGCGAAGAUGAUUUUAACGAUCCGUCUACAAAUGAAGAUGACGAUGAGGUGUUGGUGGUAGAAGAUGAUGAAGAUGACGAUGAUGAGGAAUAUUAUGACGAGAACAAUAUGACAUACGUAAACUGCAUGACCAACAACGAUUGUUGCCUUAACAAUGUGGAUGAUUUCGAUAAGGCUUUGUUGUCUCAGGUGGAGCAACAGCAUCAAGAGCCGACCAAUGAAACCAUUGAGCCAGCUGCCAAUAAUAUGCCUAAAGAGAAAACCAAAAAUCCCAAGAAUGAUCGGAAAACCUCUAGUAUGUUAAGACAAAAUAGCAAUUCCACAAAUCUCACAGCCACUGCCACAAAUGUCAUUUCAAAUAUGGACACUGCCACCAAAUCCAUAUCGUCUUCGACUCGCAAUGCAGCAGAAAAUAAAACAAGUGAUUAUUAUGAGUCUGAACACAUCUACGAAACUAUUCCCGAAGAUCCCGAAUCGGAGCCGUUUUAUUGUUCGCCCUACGACAGCUCUGUGUAUGUCACUGCCAUAGCCUCAUGUUCCUCCUCAACCAUGACCGAUGCAUUGCAACACCAAAUGCAACAGCAUAAACAGCGAGUGGUCCAGUGGUUGGGUAUAAAUCCCUCCCAUGGCAUUUGCCAUACAGCAUUACCGCGUCAUGCGGGUCGUAACACAAGUGGAGGCGGCGGACGUAGCUUAAAGAGUCGCCAUAAAAUCAGCUCAGUGGGUACAAUGCGCAGCACAGUGACCUCACUCACUAAUGGAUCAUCGCUGGAUGGAGGUAUUGGUUCUGCAAUGACAUUGCCAGCUUCUCAAGUUGACGAUCAAGAUAAUUCGUCGAGUGCAUAUAAUACCGGCGGGUCCAAUAACAGUGUGUCCCCUCAUUCCGUAGUGUUAACGGGAAAACUUCGUGGCUCAGACGUGUACACUAACACACCAAGUGGGGUACCAUCUUUGGCGGCAACCACAUCAACAGAUGAUGUCAUGGUAAUGCAACAAAUAUUAAUGCAACAACAUAAGCUAGCCAAUCAAAAUAAGAUACUGUCGCCAAAAGACAAAAAUAAAAUAACGAGUCCAAAAAGUGCCAACAAGCUGCCUUUUGUUGAGCAGAGCAUUGGUAUUGGCGGAAAAUCCAGCGGUGGUAUUACAUAUAAUAACAAUGAUACGACUAACAUUCAACGAAGUUUAAUGGUACAGCAACAUUUAAUAAAGCAAUCACCUUUGAGCAUCGACAAGAUAGGUGCACCCCAACAGUUGUCAUACUAUCAACAUCAAGUGGCAACAAAUAACGAACAAAUGCAUUGCCCCCAGUUCACGGCACCCAAUUUGAGUCAAUACCACUUUGUUAGCAGUCAAGAGGUAAACAAUUUGUCUCUUAACAAUAAAAUACCAAAGUCUUCCCCCACAGUAGCUGAAACGGCAGCUAGUAGUAGUAAUGUAAAGAAGGAUGGCGAAGAAGAGGCCAUGGUGUGGAAGGUCAAACGACGACCAGACGGCACACGUUACAUAGUGCGGCGGCCGGCAAAAAGUCGUGUAAUCAAAGAACGUACUGUUCGGCUCAACGUGGAACGUUUGAGGGAUGACGUUACUACAACAGAAGAUGAUACAAUGUCCGAAAUAAAAACUGGACGAUAUUGGACACGAGAGGAACGCAAGAAGCACAUUGAGAAGGCCAAGGAACGUCGUCAGCAGCAACAGAUGCAGUAUCAGCAACAAUUGCAACAGCAGUUGAAUAAAACAGCAGAUACCACGUUACAAUUCAAUACGGCUCAAGCGGAGGCAGCAGCACAAAAGCAUAAAUCAUCCCUUAAUUAUUCAUCACAAGCUCCCAAUAAUUUGCAUGAUGAUAGUAGCACGUGUGGCGUAGGUGCUGUUGAACAAAGUGAUAAUGUGACCAAUAUGUCGGCAACAGUGACCGUUAAUCCAACACCUGGUAACCACAUGAUGACAGCCACAUCUAACGAGCGCAAUAAUCUUAAUAGCAAUAUGGUAUCCGUCACAACUGUAUAAAUAUCCAAAUUCCUAAAUAUUUGUAACGAUUUGUUUUUUGUUUUUAAUAAUCUAAAGAUAAUUUUUUGAGAAUUUUAAGGUGAUUUUAAGGAAUCUAGUAUGUGAGUUGAUAAAUUGUAAUGAUGGACUUUGUCCCCAAGAUGCAGAUUACAUUUCUUAGUUCUUUUAGAUUCUUCAUAGAAUGUAUAUCCCGUAUACAUUUUGGGGAAAAUCAACAAUAAAUGUAGUAUGGCAUGGUCAGUAUGUUUUCAAAUGAAAUAUGUAGGAAUCUGCAAUGUGAUUCUCAAAUACAGGGUGAGAUAAAAAUUGCAAGAAAGGCAAACGCCACAAUUUUUAAUUUUUUUAAUAUUUUUGAAUGAAAGCAAAAAAUGUCGGAAAUAGCAUAAGAAUAAGUUUAGAUUUGUUCGAAUUGGUCACCUUUGGCACGAAUUAUGGCCUUCAAACGGCCAAUGAAACACACGCGUCCCGAAUGUUGCUCUGCGAUAUUUUGGCCCAUUCCCGGCGAAACGCUUGCUUGAAGUGGUGACACUUUGGAAUUGUUUAGUGCCAACCUUGCUUUCCAAAAUACUCCACACACAAUAAUCCAACGGAUUGGUAUCCGGAGAUUUUGGUGGCCAUUGUGCACUGAAAAUGGAGCGAGGAACCUCAUUUUGUAACUAUUCUUGGCUGGCGCGUGCUGAGUGCGAUGGUGCUGAAUCCUGUUGGAUUGUCUGGGGAUUGUUCGGGGAAAACCAAAUUCGGCAGUUCACCACUUUCGGCCUAGCGAAGCAACUCUUUAGCUCUUUGGGUCUAUUUUCUUUCUGUUGCGGUGUAAGUUCUUGCCCUUUUUGGAAUUUCAAUGGCUUUACCCCGAGCUCAUUUUUCAAUAUUUGCCGAAUGGAAUAUUGCGAUAUUUUCAGCUCACGAGCCAUUUUUCGACCACUGCGACACGGGUUUCGAUGCUUUUGUACGCUUUUAAACAAUAUAAUGAGUUGCCACUGGAAUAAUUUUAACAGCUGUCGAACGAGUGGCUUAGAAAUGACAGCAGUCUGAAGUUGGUUGCAGUUUUUUCAUCUCACCCUGUAUAUUUAAAUCUGUAGUGAGAUUCUCUAACACUUUAUCCAAAUUAUUUGUUAAUAAAAUUGUGUCUAGACCAUUUGGUUCACGUCGGCAACUUACCGACAAAUUUUGUUUAUUGCAAUUGAAAAAUUGCUGUUAUUGGUAAUCGUCGCUAAUAUUGUCGAUCGGUACAAAAACUCAAACUAUUACUAAAUUUUAUUUUUUUUGUCUAGUCCUGUUUUUAAUAUUUUUUUUUGCAUCAUACCCAUAUUAUCUUUUAAGUUAAAUUCUAUUAGAAUCUAAAAUCUACUGUUCCAAAUCUAAGAUUCCUGAACUUAAAUCUUUUUUCCAUAACAACAUUUCAGGCUUCGGUUCUUCAGAGCAGAGAUGUUCCUUAAACACCUUUUCAUUCUCUUAAACUUAAUCAAAAUAAAAAUCUAGAGUUAACUCAAUUUACCUGCUUAAUCAACAGAAUAUAUACAAUAGACUUUCAAAACUAGCAAACACCUCCUACCCAAAUAUAUAAGCAAAAUAUUUGCUACAAGUAGACAAGCUCCUUGUAACCGGAUAAUGUGCCAAAUAAUGUGAACUUCAACACUUUGAACUAAAUUUGGUUUAUGUAUAUAGCUAAAAAAACAAUAUCUUCUAAUUAAAUUGCAUACAUAUUAAUACUAAGCACAGUGAAGAUGCAAUAACUGUAGUAAUGUCUAGUAGUUGGAUUUUUAUUAGCUUUUUCCCCAAAUAAAAUGAAACUUUAUGAAUCACCAAUCAAA